Plasmopara halstedii is the source of this 225-nucleotide messenger RNA. RefSeq lists its product as uncharacterized. Lineage: Eukaryota; Oomycota; Peronosporomycetes; Peronosporales; Peronosporaceae. The record is from RefSeq and is a predicted model, not a curated record. The transcript is spliced from 2 exons. Bases 1 to 225 code for a protein of 74 amino acids.
AUGACGACAACCUAUGGCGAUCGGAUUCGUGUCGCUAAAACAGGCCCUGUUCAACCUCCCAAAGGAACGUUGCAGCGUAUUGAUUCAAACUACCAUAUACUAAAGCUACGUAGCUUCUUUUCUCUAUGUCUGCUUGGGAUAAGAGUUGCAAGACUUGAUACUAUCAUUGACGAGAUUAGCUUGUCAGAAGAAGGUAAACUCGCUGACAGCAGUUGCACCGAGUAG